AUGCGGCAUAUUGACGCCAGCUUCAAAGCCCCGCAGGGCCCAGUGAUCAGGCUGAGCACCUCCCUUGGCAAGACGGUAGAAGUCGCUGGCUACACAGAUGUCACGAGGGCAUUUCAGCGGAUGGAAGGCAUCGUUCGUAGGAAUCAGGUCAAGAAAGAUACGCUAAGCCAGAAAUUCCAUAUCAGAAGAGGGCAGCUGCGAAAAAACAAGAGGAUCGUGCGGUGGCGAGCACGCUUCAAGGAAGGCUUUGUGGCCGAGUGUGCUAGGAUACAGAGGAUGAAGAAGCAGGGCUGGUGA
This is a messenger RNA of Cyphellophora attinorum, 297 nucleotides long. RefSeq lists its product as uncharacterized. Gene Ontology annotation, molecular function: structural constituent of ribosome. NCBI's taxonomy places the organism in Eukaryota, Fungi, Ascomycota, Eurotiomycetes, Chaetothyriales, Cyphellophoraceae. The transcript has 2 exons. The record is from RefSeq and is a predicted model, not a curated record. Gene Ontology annotation, biological process: mitochondrial translational initiation; translation. Gene Ontology annotation, cellular component: mitochondrial small ribosomal subunit; ribosome. Bases 1 to 297 code for a protein of 98 amino acids.